Contarinia nasturtii (swede midge) is the source of this 835-nucleotide messenger RNA. RefSeq names its product cuticle protein LPCP-23-like. The record is from RefSeq and is a predicted model, not a curated record. NCBI's taxonomy places the organism in Eukaryota, Metazoa, Arthropoda, Insecta, Diptera, Cecidomyiidae. Bases 65 to 706 code for a protein of 213 amino acids. The transcript has 5 exons.
UGACAUCAGUUGAAUUUAUUCAAUCCAACAAUAAACAUAUUUGUUAUCAUUUUUGGUUGCAACAAUGGCUUUUGAAUUAAUAACAAUCUUCUGUGCCACAUUGGCUUUAGCCCAUGCCGGCCUCUUGGCACAACCAGCUUAUUCAGCAGCUCCAGCUGUAAGCCAUGUUUAUAGUUCAAUUGGAUCAUAUUCACAACCAGCAGUUCUUGCCCAAGCUGCUCCCGCUGUGUAUUCAGCACCAGCAAUUGCCAGAAUCGCAAAUCCAGUUAUUGCAGCUCCAGCUGCUGUUGCAGUUGCUCCAGCCUUAAGAUCCUAUGCCGCACCUUUAUUACAAGCACCAAUUGCAAAGAUUGCAUAUUCACCUGCAUCUGAAGUUAGCCAUGUAUACAGUUCAAUUGCUGCUCCACAAUAUGCUUAUGGUGCUCAGGCUCCAAUAGCCAUCCACAGUCCAGCAAUUGGUUCAUCACAACAAAGCACAAUCCGUUCACUUGGAGGUACAAUCUCGACCUAUGCAAAAGCAGUUGACACCGCUUUCUCCAGCGUACGAAAAUCCGAUACACGUAUUUCAAACAAUGUUUAUACUCCAAGCUAUGCAACUAAGACAAUUGCCGUACAACAGCCUGCCAUCAUUGAACAAAAAUCGAUUCCAGCAACCGUUGUGAGCCACGUGCAAUUCGAUGGCAUUGGUGCCCAUUAUGGCUGGUAAACUUGGCCCAACAGUUGAAAGAAAGUAAUCGAAGCAUAGCGAAUUGAACAUUCCAUUCAAAACAGAAGAACUUUGAUCUUCGUUAAUCGUUGCGUGUAUGUGUGUAUAGAAAAUUAAAUAUUUAUUGCA